GCUCCACCAUCGCCUGCUCGCCUGCCUGACUGAAUUCUAUCUCGCAACAUUGUUCAAGCCACCGAUUCAAUCCUAUCAAUCUCCGUUUCGAAUAGUUCGUGCUUACGAUUCCUGGCUUCAGCGUGAAGACUCACAAAUCCAAAGUACACUGUGGUGCCUUAAAUCCUUGGUGAUCCCACCCCUACAGUCUCUAGCCGAUAGCCCUUCAACCAGUCGGCAGUUUCAUCAACGCAAGGUGUUGGGUGCAUGGUGAAAUUAGUUGUUCCUGCGGUUGUUGUUGCCUCAGUUAUGUUUCUCAAGGUAUCGAGUGGGAGUGAGUGCUGUUUAAAAAAGCCUUUGAAUUUUGGGUGAGGUGGUCGACAAGUUUUCAGUUGAUAUGAAGAGCGGCGGUGAAUCUGGGGAACGGAGUGGUGUGAGAAGACAAGAGGUAGCAGGUGUGAGGAGAACAGCGACUCUAGACGCGAGAUCGGAGACUCCGAGUGGGGGAGAGAAAGGAAUGGUUGCCAGCGGCGGCGAUGGAGUUUGUGAGGCUGAAGUUAUAAAUCUCACUUCUUCCGAUGAUGAAGGAUCGGGCGGGAAUUCAGGUCUUGAUUUUGGAACGAAACAGCGGGGAGAUGAGGCGGGGGGAUCGAACACAGUCCAACAAGUGUUUUUGCCCCAUACGCCGAGAGGGAGACGUCCUGUGCGGAUAGAGAAUCCCGCGGACUUGACUCCCAACUUCCGUUCUGCAGCAGCAAUGGCUGGGUGGGAUGAUGAGACUUUGCUUAUGCUUGCUGUGGAUUCACCAGCGCUGAAUAGGUUGAACCCAGCAGUGGAGGGAAGUACACCCGAGGGUCCCUCUCGUGCCUCAAAUUGUUCAGCUACCUGUAGGGGCUGCCUUGAAUGUCGUGAUCGGAAAAGAGGGAUUCGCACACCUGGGCAAGCCGCUACCCCACUUAGUGCAGCACGAAGAAGGAGUCUCAGUUAUCUCCUCGACGUGCCAUUCUGUAGACCCAGGAGAUUACGCCGGGUCUCUUCAAACGAAGAACCCAUAAUUCCUAUUCCAAUGGCCGUAUUGAACGACGAAAUUGAUAAGUGUGGAGCUCCAACAAUGAAAACUGAAGGUAGUUUGCAGCAGCAUCCUUCUAAAGAUAAAGAGAACAAGAAUCCCCAACCUUGUGCCAACAUAACUAGCUUGAGAGGCAGAGAAGAACCUGCAGUGGCCAACGUGUCCUAUAACAAUGCACUUCAGCUGGAGAAAUUAAGAGAGGAACUCACUUGCGUGAUCUGCUUGGAUAUAUGCUUUGAACCCUCCACCACAAUCUGCGGUCACAGCUUCUGCAGUGGCUGCUUGCAAUCUGUGUACCAAAAAUGUGGAAUGCGCUGUCCAAAAUGUAGACAGCAGUUGAGAGCAACCAGUAAAUUUGAUUGCCCAAUCAAUACAGUUUUGUGGAAUACGAUUCAGUUGUUAUUUCCCCAAGAAGCUGCUGCCCGAUUGAAAGAUCAAAAGGAGAAUUGCCCAGGGAAAAAUAACAAACCCGAAGGUGCCCCAGUGAGUACUGAGUCUCAAGUGCGCCCUGGGGUAAUUCGAAGGAUCAGUCGUCCCACUCCUUGGCGAGAACUGAGUAGAUCUUCAAGAGGUACGGAACGAUUGCGGCCUAAUGCAGGAAGUCUAACAUUUGCAAGGCCAGAGCGGUUGCGGCUCACGGCUAAUAAUCUGACAUCGUUCCGAAGAGCGUCGGAAGUACUCGAGUCGGGACAAUCGACUGCCGACUACCCAAAUCCUUCCAGUUUAAGAGUGGACGGAUAUCAACAGCUUUUGGGUAGAAGAUCAACCCCUUCAUAUAGGAGUAGGCAGGAGGCGGAAGAUGCAGCACUAGCUGCAAGACUGCAGGAAUCUUUCAUAUCUGAAGCAGGGCUAUGAAAGAACAACGCCUGUAUCAUCUUCGUACUUUACUAUCUGCAAAAUUUUCGUAUGACAUGGGUUGUAGAGAAAAUAAAUGAUAUUAUUACAUGGAGCAUGUCCUUUGGUAAUUGUCCACAAGUAGAUGCCAUUCAGGUAGUUAUUGCACUUAUACAAUGUAAUAUGUCGUCAGCAAAUAUGUUACUGGUCA
Molecule: messenger RNA, 2093 nt
Organism: Physcomitrium patens
Lineage: Eukaryota; Viridiplantae; Streptophyta; Bryopsida; Funariales; Funariaceae
Source: RefSeq, a predicted model, not a curated record